Molecule: messenger RNA, 1875 nt
Organism: Sycon ciliatum
Lineage: Eukaryota; Metazoa; Porifera; Calcarea; Leucosolenida; Sycettidae
Product: acetyl-CoA acetyltransferase, mitochondrial-like
Exons: 5
Coding region: 35-1312 (425 amino acids)
Biological process (GO): fatty acid beta-oxidation
Cellular component (GO): mitochondrion
Molecular function (GO): acetyl-CoA C-acetyltransferase activity
Source: RefSeq, a predicted model, not a curated record
AAUUUUCUUCAUUCUGUGGAGACAAACGUCGAGGAUGGCCACUCGAAGAGCAAACUAUCUAUUGUCGACGGCAACUUUACCGAUCAGGUUUUGUUCAAGAUCAUUUUCAUCAUCCCCGCUCAGACUGAACAUGGCGAAUGAAGUCUUUAUCGUCAGUGCAACCCGCACACCCAUCGGUAGCUUUCAGGGAGCUCUGGCUUCCAUCCCUGCUCCUCGUCUGGGUGCUGCAGUGAUUCGUAGUGCUGUGGAACAGGCGGGUAUUGAGGGAACACAAGUAGGUGAGGUGUAUAUGGGAAAUGUUCUACAAGCUGGAUCGGGUCAGGCACCAGCUCGUCAGGCAACCCUGUUUGCAGAUCUGCCCAAGACCAUUCCCUGCACAACUGUCAACAAAGUGUGCGCGUCAGGAAUGAAGUCGAUCAUGCUGGCAAGCCAAGGUCUGAAGGCUGGUAGUCAGGAGAUCAUGGUUGCCGGUGGAAUGGAGAGUAUGUCGAACGUACCGUACUACUUGCCAAAAGCAAGAAGUGGAUUUGCCUAUGGUGAUCAGAAAGCAGUGGAUGGCAUUGUGUUUGAUGGCCUCACUGAUGUCUACAACCAGUUUCAUAUGGGCUGCUGUGCGGAGAACACUGCCAGGGUCCAUGGUUUUAGCCGUGAGGAACAGGAUGCGUACGCCAUUCAAUCCUACAAACGCAGCGCUGCAGCAACAGAGGCCCAGGUUUUCAAGAACGAAAUCACACCAGUAACGGUCUCGCCAGGCCGGGGAAAACCAGACAUUGUCGUCGCUGAAGACGAGGAGUUCCGCAAGGUGAAGUUUGAAAAGAUCCCCAGUCUUCGACCAGUGUUCCAAUCCAAAGAUGGUACUGUCACAGCUGCCAAUGCCAGCACACUCAACGACGGUGCUGCUGCUGUUGUCCUAAUGAGUGAUGCAGCUGUCUCCAGCACCGGCGCCAAGCCAUUGGCAAAGAUCCGUGGGUUCGCAGACGCCGCCAUGGAUCCCAUCGACUUUCCCAUUGCUCCAUCCGGUGCUGUCCCUAUUGCUCUCAAGAACGCUGGAGUCAGUGCUGAUGAUAUUGAAAUGUGGGAAAUCAACGAAGCCUUCAGCGUGGUCGCCCUUGCAAAUAUCAAGCUGCUCGGUGUUCCAGCAGAGAAAGUCAACAUCAAUGGCGGUGCUGUCUCACUCGGCCAUCCAAUCGGUAUGUCUGGUGCCAGGCUUGUUGUUCACCUGGCCCAUCAGCUGAAGAAGGGACAGCUGGGAUGUGCCAGCAUCUGCAAUGGUGGCGGUGGUGCAUCUGCAAUCGUCCUGGAGGGACUUUAGACUUUAGCUUAGAGUACUACUUGUAAUGACAUGACGCACACAAUCAUGUUUGUACUACUUGUAAUGACAGGACGCACACAAUCAUGUUUGUGUUGAUGUGCAUGACAUUGUGCACCUACUUCAAGUAAUUAUGACAAUUUUUUUUUAUAAAAAUAUUUCUCAAAACUGGCUCUUCCUGCCUGUGUUCCUGUUCUGUUGUCACUGCUCUGUACAUUUCCUUUGGAAGAACGUAGGUUGUUAGUUAUUCACCACAUAAAGCACUGGCGAUGGUAUGUUGCAAGCAUGUCCGCCUGCUGUUUGAUGAACUACACACAUUUGGUACUAAAAAGGUAUCUAAAUUAGUUAACUGACUGGGUGCUGCUGUGCAGCACCCAGUCAUUGGUUUGUAUACGCUGUGUACAGUUUUGUUGCUUUAGGCUUGCUACUUCGAAGUACUAGAUUUCAACGGUACUGUCACGGAUGGAUUUUCCUGUAACGUUAUGUACUAAGUCUUGUACUCAACCCUUUUUUGCUGUGCUCUGCUCUGAUCAUUGUGUUUUGAGUUAUUUCGCUGAACCUGUUGA